AAACAAGCGUUCUCAUGAGUUUAGAGUAGACACAGACUUCAGAGCUUGAGAAAUUGUUGUUGACUCCGCGGACAACAGUUGAGAUGCGCAUGUUGUUGUUUACUUGAAGCAUGGAUUCUCCAGUAGAUUCGAAAGAUGGCUUUUCAACCUAUGAGGACACUCCUCCACGGAGGCAGUUUAAGGAGCGCAAAACACCUUUAUCACCUUUACCUUUCAGUGUGGAAGCGAUCAUGUUGGAUAGGACUCAUAGCGAAGGAGGGAGACGCGGCAGCGGUACGAUAAUCUCUCCCCUGGGGAAUUACUCUAUAUCGGUGUCCAGACAGCCGUCUAGUCCAGAAUACUUUAUUCACAAUUUUUACCCGUCUUCUUCGCCAGUUAAAUCAGAGACGUCGGAACCAGGGGACUGUGCGUCAUGGAUAUCACCGCGGUGCAGGUUGUCUCCAGCGCUCAACCAGGUCAAUCCCUCCUUGAGGAAACACAAGACCAACAGGAAGCCCCGGACCCCAUUCACCACCUCCCAGCUCCUGUCCCUGGAGAGGAAGUUCCAUCAUAAACAGUACCUGUCCAUCGCUGAGCGGGCUGAGUUCUCCUCCUCCCUGUCCCUCUCAGAGACCCAGGUCAAGAUCUGGUUCCAGAACCGACGGGCUAAAGCCAAGAGACUGCAGGAGGCAGAUGUGGAAAAACUACUCAAGAUUUCCGCUGCAGGUGUUGGAUCCAAGCCGGGGUUCUAUCCCCCGGGGUUCUCCUCGCUGCCGUUCCCCCUUUGUGUCAGUCUGGAGGGUCUGGGUGGGGGGGUCUCAGGGGUGUGCGGAGGACAGGGGUACCCCUUCAGACGUACCACUCUGUUAACAACAGUACCACAUCUGGGGGUGUACACCUCACCUGUAGGGUACGGACUCCUCCACCUGUCUUGAGAUGUGUGUGUGUGUGUGUUUGCGUGCGUGCGUGCGUACGUGCGUGCGAUGAACCUUACAACAAGAUAUUAAAUCAUACCCUAACUCUCAGGAGUGCUUUGAAUAUAGUGUGCUGGACUUACUUUGAUAUAUUCAAGAGAUGUGGAAGUGUACAUUGUUAUAUGGUACCUUGUGUUCCAUGGUUUGUUACGGAAGUGACUAGCGCAUCAGAACACCCAUAGUACAAGCAUCAUUGCAGGGUAAUUGUUCAUUUAUUCUAUAGCCCUGACCUCCUGACCUCCUGACCUGUGCUGUAUUUGCCAAAGCUAGUUGGAUUGUUCCCGAAGGAUAUUGAUCUGGUUCUCCCGUUUGUCUGAUCACUCCGUAAAUGCCAGAUUAUCUCUAUAACAGUAUUAUUUAUGUCUCUGUUCCUGUCUUUGGGAAAGGUUAUUUUUAGACUUUCAUAUUUGUGAUAUACAUAUAGGACAACAUAUUUAUUGAAUAAAUGUAAUAUAAGUAAGCAGUAAGAGUCAAAGGGGUGUGGUAUAUGGCCAAUAUACCAUGGUUUAGGGUCAUUCUUAUGCACGAUGCAACGUGCCUGGACACAGCCCUUAGCCGUGGUAUAUUGGCCAUAUAUCACAAAUCUCUGAGGUUCCUUAUUGCUAUUAUAAACUGGUUACCAAUCUAAUUAGUUAAAAUAAAUGUAAAAAGCAGUACAAUUUUUAAUUUUGUCAUACCCAUGGUUUAAUGUCUGAUAUACCACAGCUGUCAGACAAUCAGGAUUCAGGGCUCGAACCACCCAGUUUACAAUAUAUAUUUUAUGAAGUGUAUCUACAAGUGUAAAUAGUUUGUGGUCUGAUGUUGAAUAUAAAUAUUGUUAUUUGCUGAG
This is a messenger RNA of Oncorhynchus tshawytscha (Chinook salmon), 1782 nucleotides long. Its product is annotated as homeobox protein MSX-2. Gene Ontology annotation, molecular function: RNA polymerase II transcription regulatory region sequence-specific DNA binding; DNA-binding transcription factor activity, RNA polymerase II-specific. Gene Ontology annotation, biological process: embryonic morphogenesis; regulation of transcription by RNA polymerase II. The transcript has 2 exons. Gene Ontology annotation, cellular component: nucleus. The coding region runs from base 111 to 914 and encodes 267 amino acids. The record is from RefSeq and is a predicted model, not a curated record. Lineage: Eukaryota; Metazoa; Chordata; Actinopteri; Salmoniformes; Salmonidae.